This is a messenger RNA of Plasmopara halstedii, 2829 nucleotides long. Its product is annotated as cmgc cdk cdc2 protein kinase. Gene Ontology annotation, molecular function: ATP binding; cyclin binding; cyclin-dependent protein serine/threonine kinase activity. Gene Ontology annotation, cellular component: nucleus; cyclin-dependent protein kinase holoenzyme complex; cytoplasm. The transcript is spliced from 12 exons. The record is from RefSeq and is a predicted model, not a curated record. NCBI's taxonomy places the organism in Eukaryota, Oomycota, Peronosporomycetes, Peronosporales, Peronosporaceae. Gene Ontology annotation, biological process: protein phosphorylation; signal transduction; regulation of gene expression. Bases 1 to 2829 code for a protein of 942 amino acids.
AUGAAUGAAACUGCUAGAGUGAUUGUCUCUGGAACCAGAGGAAUUAAAAAGAAAACGGAGGAAGACUAUCUAAUUACAGCUUAUUUUCGUCUGUCUACCUGGCGCCUGCUUGUUGCUGCACUCCAGCCCUAUCAUCAGCUUAUACCCGUGCCAGGAAGUUGUAUGGACGCCAAGUCUUUAGUUAGUCGCACGACUUCAUCUUCAGACGCAACGCCUUCUAAGAAGCGCAGAGCGGUCAUUGGAGCGAUCACCGAAUCUUCAAUUCCUGAAGCUCAUUUACCACUUGAAGUCUUUGUAUCUGAGAGAAAACGGAGUGGUCCCCCGCUUCUGCUGUGCACGUCAGGAGUUGAAAAUCCAAUUUUGGCCGCACUUGGUGGUACUCCUCGCUCAGAGACAGCAGUAAUUACGGGAUAUACUGAGCCAGAGCCAUUAGAUCUAUCUCAGUGUAGCUCUGCGACGUCUAUGGAAAGCGUGCUCGAGGAAAAGAUCGCGAUAAAUUUGAGUCAUGAGGAUGAAAACAGACGAUAUGUGGAGAUUGAAAAUGCUGAACAUACUAGUCGAAUGAUUGUUAACCAGGAGCAUAAAUCCAUGCGAUUUCGAAAUACGGGACUUGAGACCAAAUACGCGGCUCCUUUUGCUGGAAAGAGGAAACGAGAGGAACGUGAAGAUGGUAGAGCAACAGACUUUGUGGCAUAUGCUAGAGAACAUAUUCAUAGCCAAGAAGCAGGUGAAGAAGGUUUUUCAAUCGAUCCAUCGGAACGGGCAGUGGAACAUCGUGCUAGUAAAGCAGUGCGUCGCGAGAUCUUAAUUGCUUCUCCUGCAGCAAAUGAUGACGAAGAGUGGGAAGUUAACACUUCACUGGAAGUCAAAAUGGAUGAGGUGGAGGUGGUGCUGACUCCGACCGAACACUUUGAUCUGCAACCUAUCGACAUUAUUUUACACGUCUUCUCGUUUUUAGUCACGGCUAAGAAUUUGCAGAAUAUGGCACAAGUAUCAAAAAAAUGGAAGGAACUGACAAGUCGGCGAUCUUUGUACCGAACACUGCCAAGUGUGACUCCAGAAGGAUCAGUUAACUGGAUUAAUUUCAAGAACUUGGGCAUUAAGAAUAAAGGAACUGAGGGAACUUGCAUAAAGUGUUGCCAGCGCUCGACUGGUAAAAUUCUGGCCAUGAAAAAAGCGAGAGUUUUUCCGAAGGGUGAAGGAGUGCCUUAUUACAUGCUUCGAGAAUUAGCUGUGUUAAAGGGAAUCAAGCACGAUCACAUUGCCUCACUUGAACUUAUUAGCCUCGCAAGAGACGAAUUACACGUAUUUUUUCCAUAUGUGGACAAAACACUUCAUGAAAUUAUCAAUCCAACGGGUGACCCAAAUGGCGGGCGAAUGUUACCAGAAGCUGUGAUUCGCAAACUUCUUCACCAACUUUUGGAUGCUAUCGCAUACUGUCAUCGACGUGGAGUUUUGCAUCGCAAUCUUAAACCAAAACAUUUGCUAAUCAAAACGACUGACCCUGAAAAACUUAGUGAUGCAACGUUGCAGAUAUCCGACUUUGCGCUCGUUCGAGCAACAGGAAUUCCCCGUCGAACGUACACAAUGGAAGUGGUGACACUGUGGUAUCGUCCACCUGAAAUUUUAAUGGGAGUGCGUGGAUACUCAUCAGCGGUGGAUAUCUGGUCUGUUGGCUGCAUCUUUGCAGAGAUGGCUCAGGGCAAACCGCUGUUUACAGGCAUUUCAGAGAUUGACCAGCUAUUUCAAAUUUUUAGCAAGCUGUCGACACCCACGUCUGAAACAUGGCCCGGUUUUUCGUCGCUGCCGAACUAUCACUUUGAGUUCCCGCAUUGGAAGCGUCGACCCUUAAAUCGUCUAUUCCCGGGAAUUUCUGAUCAUGGCAUUGAUUUGUUGACGAAGCUGCUUACAUAUAACCCGGACCAGCGAAUUACUGCCGAAGACGCUCUUCGUCAUCCUUAUUUUUCUGAUAGAACAUCUGAACUAUUGACCCUGACACCAAAGAUUCCAAUGGAUCAAAUGUGCUACACGAUAACUCGUGCUUGGAUUGGCCCAACGCCAGGACACGUGGCACUUUUUCAUGCUUACCUGCGCCAGACAGAGCAAGAAUCGUGGAAGGAGAUAAAAUAUUUGAGCCGCCAAAAAACGCUCAGACCUGCACAUCGAUCGAUGCUUGUCGACUGGCUGAUUGAAGUCGUGGACGUGUUUGAGAUGUGUCUUAGAACAGCUUUUUUGGCAGUGAACUAUACCGAUCGUUAUUUGGAUAUUGUUAUGGUGAAAAAAACGCAGUUUCAGCUACUUGGUGCUACCUGCUUACACGUCGCUUCUAAGUGUGAAGACGUAUCAUAUAUCGGAGUGGAAGACCUUGCAAUGUGCGCCGAUAACGUCUACACAUCUGUGGAAGUUUUGGAGAUGGAAGAAAAGUUGUUGAACACUCUUAAUUUUACCCUUUCGGUACCCACUGCGCUGGACUUUUUAAAUAUCUACGAGCGCAUGAUUCCGCCUAUUCAAAAGAAAACGUCUAUGCUGGCGCAUUAUUUGCUGGAAUUGGCGCUACAAGAGUACCAGUUUUUGAAAUAUUUGCCAUCAAAGGUGGCGGCAUGCUGCCUUUCAAUGGCGAUGUACACGAUUGAUGGGUUCCCAAUGACGAAGGAACUGGUGGAUGCUUGCCAGUACGAGUGGCCGGAUCUGAGAGAGUGUAUGGGUGAGCUUCAGACACUGUACUCCAAUUCACCAUCAAACAGUCUAGCCGUGAUUAAAAAGCGCUAUUCAAAAGCAGAGCGGUGCCAAGUAGCAAAUGUGCUCCCUCCAACGUCAUUCAGUGAGUAA